UUUUAUGCCGCGCCCCUAAACAUCGUAUUUACUAUCUAUCUAUCGAAACACCAUGCAACCUAGCGUAUUUGAACUGCUAAGUACCUCAGACAAUCAAUAGAGCCAAAGAUUGGGAGCAACGCUGUGGAAGCAAAGAGAGCAUUCUUGCGUUAUCCCCCUGCAUUUGUUAUCAUUCACCUCGACUUCUGCGAUUUACCGCCAUUGCACGGACUUCUGCCUCAGCACAUACCAGUGUUACCUUGCGAAAUUAAAUUUUCCAUGGGCACAGGUCCUUCUACAAGAAUCACGCGGCGUCAACUCCCUGUAACACCAGCUUACACAUUUACCGACUUUAAAGCACAAGGACAGACAAUUGAUCACGUUUUAGUGGACAUUGGAAGAACGACAUGUUUUCGCCUAUCUCCCUUCAAUGCAUACGUCGCACUAUCCAGAAACCUUCGGAUAGAAGAUAACAGGAUUGAGCGACUCGCGGAGGAAACGAAAAAGUGUUUCUUGAGGACAGACAGUCUGACAGAAAACAAGGUACCAUAGUGCAGUACACUGAAAGAAACAAUGCAGUAGUAGCUAUAUAGUGAUGUCAGAAGAAAUCCUGGGACGAAGCCAGACUAAACGAGCACGAUAGAGCUAGAAAAAGACGGAAUGUGAGCAAGGUCCACGUCGGCAACGCCGACCCCUAGU
Suillus fuscotomentosus is the source of this 678-nucleotide messenger RNA. RefSeq lists its product as uncharacterized. Lineage: Eukaryota; Fungi; Basidiomycota; Agaricomycetes; Boletales; Suillaceae. The coding region runs from base 259 to 531 and encodes 90 amino acids. The transcript has 3 exons. The record is from RefSeq and is a predicted model, not a curated record.